AUGGGUCGCUCAACACUUCCACCAUCACUUCGACGAUCAAUUCGAAACUCUAAAAAAGCUAAAAAAAGACAAAGUAUUCUUACUGUUAGAAAAUCUUUCAAGCAUAAAAUUCCAAAAAAAGACUGCGACAAAAUUUCAGAAAUAAUUCGAGCUGAAGUAUCCCCACCAAAAACAGAAGAAUUAAUUGAAUCAGUGCUACAAGGUUCUAAAGAACUUCAAAUUAUUCAAGUCAGUCCUCGUCAGGCUUCUGUUGGAUAUCGAAACGUGUCGAUUGGCUCGAUGCCUCAUGAUGCGACUACAUCUUGUUCACAUGAACCCGAAUUAGGUUCACUUGAACCCGAGUUAGGUUCACUUGAACCCGAAUUAGGUUCACUUGAACCCGAAUUAGGUUCACUUGAAGAUAUGCCCCAGGAAUUGAUGACUCAAUGGCCACAACUUGAUUAUCUAUCACUUGAAGAUAUGCCCCAGGAAUUGAUGACUCAAUGGCAACAACUUAAUUAUCUAUCACUUGAAGAUAUGCCCCAGGAAUUGAUGACUCAAUGGUUAUAUGAUCCACAACUUGAUUAUCUAUCACUUGAAGAUAGCCGCUUUUAG
This is a messenger RNA of Scutellospora calospora, 594 nucleotides long. NCBI's taxonomy places the organism in Eukaryota, Fungi, Glomeromycota, Glomeromycetes, Diversisporales, Gigasporaceae. The record is from the annotation of a GenBank genome assembly.